This is a messenger RNA of Anguilla rostrata (American eel), 2692 nucleotides long. Its product is annotated as tumor necrosis factor receptor superfamily member 11B-like. The coding region runs from base 153 to 1388 and encodes 411 amino acids. The transcript is spliced from 5 exons. The record is from RefSeq and is a predicted model, not a curated record. Lineage: Eukaryota; Metazoa; Chordata; Actinopteri; Anguilliformes; Anguillidae. Gene Ontology annotation, molecular function: protein binding.
UGUUAUCAAAGGGUAACACCUUUAUGCAAGAAACUGUUAGGAGGGGGAAAAUAUGCUACAGCUGGAAAUACCAUUAUUGGGCUGGGCACGGUCUCUUCCCUUUUCCUUAACUGUAAGUUCAGCAUGGAAAAGAACGUGCUCACACGGACUUGAUGGAAGGACUGGAUACUGAGAUCUUGAGGCCACGGUCAAUCAUGAAAUUUUACCUGCUGCUAGUCUUCUCCUUCUGUGGAGCAUCCCGGGAGGUGUCCCCGCCCACCUACGAGCACCGUGACCCGGUGACCUCUAAGGUGUACCAGUGUGAGCAGUGCCCGCCUGGCACGGCCGUGCUGCAGCACUGCGGCAGGGACACGUCCACCGCCUGCGGCCCGUGCCCCGAGGGGCACUUCUCUGAGCAUUGGCACUGGGGCAAAGCCUGCCAGCGCUGCACGGCCGUCUGCAAGGAGCAGCAGCUGGUCCAGAGAGAGUGCACCCGGACGCACGACCGGCUGUGCGAGUGUGCCCCGGGGUACCACCUGGAGGUGGAGUUCUGCGUGAAGCACACCCUCUGCCCGCCUGGCUCUGGGGCAACCACCCUGGGCACGCCCGAGGAUGACACGGAGUGCGAAAGGUGCGCGAGGGGCUUCUUCUCCGGGCGCUUUUCGGCGACAGAGCCCUGUGAGCCGCACCGGAACUGCAGCAGGCUGGGGCUGAGGACCCUGAGUCCCGGCACGGCAGAGAAAAACAGUGUGUGCGAACACGACGACCGCCCCAUCGCCCCGGAGUGCUUUCAGCAGGACCUGCAGUGCCACACAGAUGUUAUGCUGUGCGAGGAAGUCAUCCUCCAGUUCCUGUCUUCGCUUCACUUCCUGUCUGCGCUGCCCCUGCACACCGUGGCAGCCAGCUUACCCGGCAGGAAGCUGGACAGCACGAGUGUAGAGCAGGUGAACAAGACGUGCAGCCCCAAGCAGCAGGUCCUACAGCUGCUCAUACUGUGGAGAGAGAGGAACAAGCACCACAGAAGGCUGUUUGGAAUCACCAAAGGCGUGAAGCACUGUGAGAAGGUGGUGUCCAGGAGCUCCGCCUUCAGGAAGACGACUCUGAGUGACCUCCAGAUGAUGACCGACAGCCUGCCGGGGGCGAAGGUGAGGGAGGAGGACGUCCGGGCGGCGAUGGAGUCAUGCCAGCCCCAGCAGUACCUCCUGAAGGUGCUGUACCUCUGGAAGACCCAGAACGAGGAGCAGGAUCUGGCCAAGGCCCUGGCGCUCAGCCUGCGUGAGCUCCGCACGCGGGGAGCCCCGUCCCAUCUCCUGAGGAGCAUGAGGAGGCUCAACACGCUGUUCAACACCUCCUCCAUACGCAAGCUCUACAAGAACAUAUUCCUCAACAUUAUUCUGGAUAAGUGUUAGAUACAAAUAGAACCUGUUAAAUCCAAAUCUUACAACGACUAGACUUGGCGCCAAUGACAACAGUGCUGCAACUUUAAACUUGUAUAUGAGUUAACGGGAAAAUACAAAGUUUCCAUUGAAUGAAUAGUUACUGUGUGUUCUUGCUUUUUUACAAGCUAGAUGGAUUGGGAUUAAAUGUUUCACCUUCUGUUCUGUGUGGAUGUUUAAAAAUGUGUUUUUUUAUUGAGGGGGAAAACAAUAAAAUGAAUGCUAUUUUAUAUGAAUGUACAGAAGAUUGUAAUUAAUUUUAUUCCAUUUUUGGAUUAAAGUAGAAGAGCCCACAAAUGACAUUUAAUUUACCAGUCAUGUUCAAUGUGAAGUUGUAAAUUCAUUUCGGUCUGUUUUUCAUGUUAUCACAAUCAUCUGGAUUUUUACUUGUUUUAUAGAUAUCCUUCUGAAGUGAUGAAUGAUAAAAUACAAUGCUUUCUCUUGCCCUUUGGCUUUAUCUUGGUUAAUGUGUAGUUAAGCAAAAUGACACUUUAUGUGUAUGUUUAUUUAAAAAGAUUGAAGUUACCUAUUGUGUCUAAUUGUCAGAUCUCACCAAUAUAUUGUAAAAUCAAAUUAAUGAUAAACUGCACUGAAGUUUUCAAGACACACGAAAAUAACUAUAUGGUUAUUUGUGUUACACCAUAUAUAUAUAUAUAUAUAUAUAUAUAUAUAUAUAUAUAUAUAUAUAUAUAUAUAUAUCCCAUCAACCAUAUUGCUGAUAUUUCUUUUUGUGAUUGUCAGUGAAAUAUAAUGAUCUUGUGAGCUCAUGUACGUAUGCAUCCUGAUCCAUUCCUUAUGAAGCUCUGCUGCGCCCACCAUUGCUUACAGUAGAUUACAGUGGCUGUUUUAAAACAAUAAUUUGUGUACAAAAAAGUAAUAAAAGGUGCCUUUAGCUGAAUGCUGAACUAUAAGGUGCAUCUAUGAAUCAUUGUCAACUGUGCGCAUGCUAAGGGUGUAUCUCCGACAUUUUCACCCUCUGCGUGUGUGUCUUUGUGUGUGUUUUUCACAUGCGUGUUGACACAAAUACACAAUGAAUUCUUAUGAUACAAUUUGAAAUAUAGUACAUGACAUUAUUGUGCCUCUGUGAGUAUGUGCACAUACUACUCUUGCACUACCCACCGUCUCCUAAAUUGUUUCAAGUAACAGUGGAGCGAUUCAAUUGCACUUUUAAUCUUGUUCUACAUUGCUUAUCAUCUGAAAGAAACUAAUCAAUUGCCAAUUUGUCACAUUGUUACAAUGCACAUAAAAAUCACUCAUUAUAAUUAGAAUGAUUUGUG